AUGUCGACCAGCGUGACUCCUGAGGAGCACAUCGCGCUCCUAGUGAGCUGCAUCAAGACCCUGACUGGGAAGAUUGACUUCGCUGCCGUCGCACGCGACUGCAACAUCAUCACCGCCACUGCAGCGCAAAAGCGGUACUCCCGCCUCCUCAAGGCAAACGAAACUGCAAUGCAGACUGCGAAUGCGAAUGCGAAUGCGAGCGGAAACACCAACGGCAACGGCGAGCCAGCGGCAUCGAGCACUACAGACCAGGACCAGGCUCCGGCCAAUGGAUCGCUGGCGAAGGCCAGCCGUAAGCGGCCCGCCGGGAACAAGGCGAAGGGAAAGGCAAAGACCAUUUCCACCGAGUCUAAGCCUCCCCGCAAAAAGGCCAGAGCCCAGAAGAAGAAGAAAACGGGGCAGCAGGAAGAGAGCGAAGAAGAGCAGGUGGAUGAUGAUAUCUAUGAGGACGCGGAGACUGGCGAGGAGGACGUGUGCUAAAGCGGUUGGUUGUCGGAUCCAGAAGACAAGGCCCAGGAUCUUUGAACACAAGGUCGUGGAUGGUGAGAUCCCUUAACCUGGAUUCAAGGGUGCAUUGGGAAUGAGCAUAACGGCUCCAAGAUUUGAGUUUGCUGCGUUGGUUAUCGAACCCUUGGGCAGAUGCACCUCUGGGAAUGAUCUUU
Molecule: messenger RNA, 662 nt
Organism: Aspergillus calidoustus
Lineage: Eukaryota; Fungi; Ascomycota; Eurotiomycetes; Eurotiales; Aspergillaceae
Source: the annotation of a GenBank genome assembly